Messenger RNA from Trichophyton rubrum CBS 118892, 2359 nucleotides. RefSeq lists its product as uncharacterized. Gene Ontology annotation, molecular function: zinc ion transmembrane transporter activity. Lineage: Eukaryota; Fungi; Ascomycota; Eurotiomycetes; Onygenales; Arthrodermataceae. Gene Ontology annotation, cellular component: membrane. The coding region runs from base 1 to 2241 and encodes 746 amino acids. Gene Ontology annotation, biological process: zinc ion transmembrane transport; intracellular zinc ion homeostasis. The transcript has 3 exons. The record is from RefSeq and is a predicted model, not a curated record.
AUGGAAGCUCCUGUCGAUGCGACGGACGGGCAGAGGACGAGAGAAGAGCAGGCGAUGGACGGGCGGCGGUCGAGGUUGCGGAAGAGAUGCUGCCGCGAAGAUGUUGGCCGGCGGUUGUUGGUCUUUUAUAUCCAAGCAGUCAACGAUACACCAAACAUCUACAUCUACAUCUACAUCGACAGCAACAUCGCCAGCAUCGAGAGCAAUACCCACAGUCCAGAGACCCAUCGAUGUGCAUUGCCUGCGCGUCCGAGCAAGCCGGCCGAUCAGCAGGAGGCAGGCGGAAGACUGGAAGACCGAAAUCUCUGCUGCGAUUCUGAUUCUCCCCCGUACUCGCUGCAGCCUGUUCAAUGCCUCAUGGAGCCCGCAGACGGACGAAGCGACGAGAGCGACCGCUACGAGCAGGCGGACCCGCAGAACCAUGAGCAGAAGAAGAAGAAGAAGAAGAAGAAGAAGAAGAGCUGUGAACCGUUCCCGGCGCUGCCAGAGCUGCCUGUGCCCCCCGAGAGCCUCGAGAUGGCGACUCUAAACACCCCAAACACGCUGGAAUCGCCAGCAUCGCCGGCUUCACGAUCGAGCUCGCCCAUCUCGGUGGCCUCGGGCGAGCUGGGCAUCGUCGCCUCGCGCCGCCCGACCACCGAGAGCGUCCUGACGACGGCCAGCAGGCAGCCCAGCGGGCCCUUUGCCGGCCUGCAGCGCUUCUGGUGGGCGCACAUCUCCAUCCGCGUCCCCAGAAAGCAGAACCGCGACCACUUCGCCCUCGAGAGAACGUACCUGGCGUACAUGCGCACCUCGCUGACGUUUGCCAUGGUCGGCGUCCUCAUCGCGCAGCUCUUCUCGCUCAACCACGCCGUCGUCCACAACGCCGACUUUGGCUUCCACCGCGUCGGCAAGCCGCUCGCCUGCGUCUGCCACCUCCUGGCCGUCCUCGUCGCCCUCGCCGGGGCCUAUCGCUUCUGGCGCCAGCAGCAUGCCCUCGCCCGCGGCAGGGUCCACGCCGGCGGCCGCGAGCUCAACUUCAUCGGCCUCACCGUCGAGCACCCAAAGCUCAUCUGCAUCGUCGGCGCCCUCGGCCUGCUCUCCAACAUCCUCGGCCUCCUCCUCUUCCACGACCACUCGCACGGCGGACACGGUCACGGCCAUGGCGCCGAAGAGCCCAUCGAGUCCGCCGAGCUGGGCUACUCCCGCGAGAUCGCGGCGCCGCCCUCCUCCUCCUCCCCCCUCACGCCCACCACCCUGACCAACAGCAUCGUCAUCCCCAGCUCGCCCACCGCGCGCCAGCACUCGCGCCACCAUCCUUCCAUCAGCCGGGUCAGCCGCGAGAGCAGACGAUACAGCGGGUUCAGAGACGCAGAGGACAUCAGCGGCCACCCGGCGAGCCUGCGCCAGGACAUCAUCCAGGCCAGCCGCUUCGAAGACGAGCCCUCGCCAGACUCAGAGUCCGACAGGGAAGACCUCCGCCAGUCCGAGGAGUCCCGGCUGCUACCCAACGCCCCAAAAGUCACCACCACGCCCUACGCUGCCACUUCUGUCCAGCCCCGUAAGACUCCUGACAUCCACGACCAGCACAACCACGCAAAGGUCAAGGACACCGCCGACCUCGCCCACGAGCACGCCCAUGGCCAGGCUCAGCAGGGACACGGCGGCCACGGCCACGGCCACGACCUGAACAUGCGCGGUGUCUUUCUUCAUGUCCUCGGUGACGCCCUCGGCAACAUCGGCGUCAUCGUCUCGGCCCUCUUCAUCUGGCUCACAGACUACACCUGGCGCUACUACGCAGACCCGGCCAUCUCCCUGCUCAUCACCGUCAUCAUCCUCUUCUCCGCCAUCCCGCUCUGCAAGGCCGCCUCCAGGAUCCUCCUCCAGGCCGUGCCCGCCGGCCUCAGCAUCGACCACAUCAUCGAGGACAUCGAGCAGCUUCCCGGUAUCAUCAGCUGCCACCACUUCCACGUCUGGCAGCUAAGCGACACCAAGCUCGUCGCCUCGCUCCACAUCCAGGUCAGCUUCGACAUCAAGGGUGAAGGCUCCGACAGGUACAUGGCCCUUGCAAGGCACGUUAGAAAGUGCCUCCACGCGUAUGGAAUCCACUCGUCCACCGUCCAGCCAGAGUUCUACCCGGGGAGCGAGGAGAACUCCCUGCGCCCAGGCAGCUCCCAGCUCACCUCCGUCGCCAGCGAGUCCUGUCUACUCGAAUGUGGUGAAGACUGUUACCCGGGCCGCCAGUGCUGCCCAUCAGUAUAAAUACCGCUCUCUCUCUCUCUCUCUCUCUUUUCUCUUUCUUUCUCUCUCUGAUACAUCUCUACGUUCUCUCUUGUCUUUCCUUUGCUACUCUCAUUUCUUAUUUCCUUCUAGUCUUAUU